This is a messenger RNA of Micromonas pusilla CCMP1545, 1440 nucleotides long. RefSeq lists its product as uncharacterized. NCBI's taxonomy places the organism in Eukaryota, Viridiplantae, Chlorophyta, Mamiellophyceae, Mamiellales, Mamiellaceae. The record is from RefSeq and is a predicted model, not a curated record. Bases 1 to 1440 code for a protein of 479 amino acids. Gene Ontology annotation, biological process: DNA endoreduplication. The transcript has a single exon. Gene Ontology annotation, molecular function: DNA binding.
AUGCCGCCGAAGAAGCGAGACAAGGCGGCCGAGGCCGCGGAGGCGGAGGAAGCCGCCGCGGCGAAGCUCUCGAGGGCGAUCUUCGACGACGCCCUCGACGCGCGGAUGGUCGCGCGCGCGCGCCCGUCGUCCGUGCGCGAGCUCGUCCCGAGCAAGCUCCUGCGCCGGAGCGACUGCAAGGACAUCCACAAGAAGUCGUCGACGCGGAAGAACCGGUACAUGACCGUGUUCCCCGGUCAGCUCGCGGCGCUGAGGGAAGGUCGGAUCGGCUCGCUCGCCAAGCUGGACUCGCAGAACCCGGUGUUGUACGUCGAGUACGCGGGCCUCGGGCGGCUGAAACUGCAGGGGACGAUCGUUCGAUCGCGGACGACGCGAUACUUCACCCUGAACGUCAAGAGCAAGGACAGGAUGAACCUGGAGGAUUGGUUCGACAGCGUGAUCAUCUUCUCGCGGUUCUCGUGGGUGGGCACCGCGGAGGAGAACCCGGGCGAGGAGCCGCUGCCGUUCCCGGAGAGCCUGAAGCACGUCCAGGAGGCCGCGGAAGCCGAACCGUCGCGGACCGACGCGGCGGCAGACGCGAGCGUCAAGCCGGGGGCGUCGCCGCUGGAUCCGGUCAUCGCGAAGGCGCUGGAGGAGCGCGAGAGAGCCGAGGCGGCGAACCCGAAGCCGAAGACGGACCCGUCCGUCGUGGAUUUUUUCGCGGGCUCCGUCGCCGCGGAGGAAGGCGCGAAGCCGAUGCUGAGCGUCGUCGAGGACGACGGCGGCGCCGCCGCGGCCGCCAUGCGCUCGGCGGCGGCGGCGGGGGAUGGGAAGUCCCCGGCGAAGGCGGCGAACACGCACGCGAUCGUCGUCGACGACGAGGACGAGGACGAGGACGAGGACGAGGACGACGGCGGGGGCGGCGGCGGACGGAGGGCGUCCGCGCGACCCCAGCGCGAGUCCGCGAAGGCGAUGAAGUACACGUACGACGACGACGACGAGAUGGACGACGACGACGACGACGACGACGCGGCGCAGGUGUUCCGAGGGAAAGCCGCGGAGAGGGGACCGGCGCCGGCGCAGCUGUUCGCGCCCGUGUUCGCCAAAGCCGCGGCGAAGCCGACGAAACCGAAGCCGGCGGCGAAGUCGCGGGCGUCCGUCGACGCGACGACGAAGGCCCAACCUCCCGCGAAGAAACCCAAGGCGGAGAAGAAGAAGGAAGUGAUAUCGAUAGACGACGACGACGAAGAGGAGGAGGGGGGGGGCGAGGAGGAGGAGGAGGACGACGACGACGUCGUCGUCGUCCCGAAACAGAAACCGCCGCGGAGGGCUUCCGCGAGCGCGUCCGAGGCGAAGCGGAAGCGCGCGCUGGAGGAGUCGGACGAGGAGGACGAGGAGGACGAGUCGGAGUCCGAGAUGGAGGAGGAGGAUGAGGACGACGACUCCGACUUCGACGCGUGA